This is a messenger RNA of Ylistrum balloti, 1338 nucleotides long. RefSeq names its product beta,beta-carotene 15,15'-dioxygenase-like. The record is from RefSeq and is a predicted model, not a curated record. Gene Ontology annotation, biological process: retinal metabolic process; carotene catabolic process. Gene Ontology annotation, molecular function: carotenoid dioxygenase activity; beta-carotene 15,15'-dioxygenase activity. Lineage: Eukaryota; Metazoa; Mollusca; Bivalvia; Pectinida; Pectinidae. Bases 1 to 1338 code for a protein of 445 amino acids. The transcript has a single exon.
AUGGGAAAACGUAAUUUCACACAGGCUCUUGAUGGUUACGCCAAGUUAAUGAGUUGGAAGUUUCCGGGAGACGGUUCGUGUCUAUUUUCCACAAAAUUUAUCCAGUCUUCUUUCUACAAAACCUCAGUGGAGCUGAAUGACAUUGCCCCUUAUCUUAACUUUGGUGUAACCAUCCCUCCGUAUGAUGACGAACAAAAAGUAGAAGCCAUGGUCAAUGCGAUGGAUAACAUGAACGUGAACUUUUACAAUUAUUCCAAUACAUUUGUCGCAGUGACAGAUUUAUGGAAGUGCUAUGAAAUUGACCUCCCGACACUGGACACAGUAAGGCUGAUUAACGCGAAGAUUCCGACCUCAAAUCAUUCCAAAACUGACGAUGUCAUAAGUCUAUUGUCGUCUGCCCACCCACUUCAGGAAUAUGGAAAGCCAGGAGUGUAUAUUGAUUAUCUAGGUGGAGCUGGAAUGAUUCCGGGCGUCGUCCAGGACAAAAUUACCGUUAUCAGGACCAAAGGCGCCGAGGAUCACGAGGUUAUUGCUGAAUGGCGUCUAGAUUCUGCACCGUACAUGCAUUCGUUUGCAGUAACGGAAAAUCAUGUGAUAUUCAUCGGGCAUCCCUACUAUCAAAAUUUCAUGACAAUGGCGGAAAAUGGAUAUGCUGCAGCUGGGAUGGAAUGGAAGGCUGAAGAAAAGGCAAAAGUCUACGUUGUUAAUAUUCCGACUGGAAAGGUAGAAACCUUUGAGACUGACACAGUUUUCGCUUUGCAUCAUGCCAAUGCUUAUGAAGUAGGCAGUAAAUUAACGGUCGAUAUUCCCGUUCAACCUAAUCCGUAUUUCUUUAAGAAAUUAAACUUCCCAUCUGUAUUAAACGCAACCGAGAGGAAGUCAAUGACUCUCAUAUCCAAACUAAGAAGAUAUACAAUAAACAUGGAUAACAAAACCAUUACACAUUACGAUUACCCGGACGCGAUGAAUAUGGAACUUCCAAGCAUCAACGAAAACUACAGAUCAAGGCCGUAUUGCUUUGUAUACGGUGUCAUAUUCAACUGGAAUGGUGAAGGUUUUAGCCACACGGGAAUCGUAAAAAAGGACGUAUGCGGGAAGACUGAAACCAAAAUGUUCCAAAUUCCUCAUCAUUACCCGACUGAAGUAUGGUUUCUGCCUGCGCCUGAAGCGAAAUCGGAAGAUGAUGGCGUGCUGCUUUUAGUAGUUUUGGAUGGUGAGCGAGAGUUGUCCUAUCUUGGAAUUGUAGAUCCGAAGACAAUGACAUUGAUCAACAAGGCAUAUCUGCCCACUACGAUUCCAUUCAACUACCAUGGCAGGUUCUUUCCGGGAUUGUGGUAA